GACAAUUGUAUCGUGUAUGACCGCUACGGGGCUUAGGGUGAAAAAUUUGGAAUCGAAAAAUAGCAACAAAUAAAUAAAUGAAACUUUCAAGCAGAUUUAAAUGGAAUACUAAGUAACGUUUAUUACUACAUAGCCAAGACAAGUGAAAAUUAUUGAGUGAAAAGUGCUGAGAGUUGCUGCCAGCAGCUGAGCUGCAGUGUAGCAACAAAAGUAUUACUCGGCUCGUUAAAUGGAAAGAGGCAAGGGCUGAGGUAGCUUCGAUUUGUAAUUCAAUUACGGACUCACACACAAGCAGACGAAAAAGGCCGAUAUUGGAUAUGGUUUUCAUACGUGAUCCCUGUGGCAUUGUGUGCCUGAUUUUUACCUAUGGUGCGGUUAUCUACGCAGAUUAUGUGGUUAUGCGCUGGAUAAUACUGGCAACAAUGCCACUAAGUAUUUGGGCACCCUUCCAUGUUGUGCUCUUCAAUACGGUUGUCUUCCUGCUAGGCAUGUCGCAUUUGAAAGCAGUUUUCUCAGAUCCAGGCAUUGUACCGCUGCCCGCCAAUCGCUUAGACUUCUCCGAUUUGCACACCACCAACAACAGCACCAAACAGAUAUCUGGCAAUGGCCAUGGUAGCGAAUGGACAGUGUGCACACGCUGCGAGACUUAUAGGCCACCACGAGCCCAUCAUUGUCGCAUAUGCAAGCGAUGCAUACGCCGCAUGGAUCAUCAUUGUCCAUGGAUUAAUAAUUGUGUGGGCGAACGCAAUCAAAAGUACUUUCUGCAAUUUCUCGUAUAUGUGGGUAUUCUCUCCCUCUACUCUGUAGCGCUAAUACUCGGCUCUUGGGUAUCGCCGUGUACGGAAUGCAGCCAAAAUGUAAUUGAUACACAGCUGCGCAUGAUUCAUUCCAUCGUUUUGCUGUUGGAGUCGGCGCUGUUUGGACUGUUUGUGACUGCCAUCAUGGUAGAUCAGCUACACGCCAUAUUGUACGACGAGACGGCUGUCGAGGCGAUACAGCAGAAGGGGGCAUAUCGACCUAAUCGACGUAAAUAUCAACUGUUGGCCGAUGUGUUUGGACGUGGACAUCCGAUGCUGUGGCUUCUGCCUUGCGCUAGUCUAAAUCACGCCGCACGAUAUCACGACACACCGCUGCUCAGCCACGAUGUUUAGAAGCCGUGUGAUAAAUUCUAUUAUUUUGCAAAUCUCUCGAUGGUCUCAAGAAGCCACAAAAACCAAUACAUAUGCGUAUCUUCAACUAUAUGUGUAUAGUUUUCAAUAAAUCUAAUGAUAAACAUAUGAAUAAGUACAAA
Messenger RNA from Drosophila mojavensis, 1291 nucleotides. RefSeq names its product palmitoyltransferase ZDHHC3. NCBI's taxonomy places the organism in Eukaryota, Metazoa, Arthropoda, Insecta, Diptera, Drosophilidae. The transcript has 4 exons. The record is from RefSeq and is a predicted model, not a curated record. Gene Ontology annotation, biological process: peptidyl-L-cysteine S-palmitoylation; protein targeting to membrane. The coding region runs from base 318 to 1151 and encodes 277 amino acids. Gene Ontology annotation, molecular function: protein-cysteine S-palmitoyltransferase activity. Gene Ontology annotation, cellular component: endoplasmic reticulum; Golgi apparatus.